Molecule: messenger RNA, 730 nt
Organism: Lactuca virosa
Lineage: Eukaryota; Viridiplantae; Streptophyta; Magnoliopsida; Asterales; Asteraceae
Source: the annotation of a GenBank genome assembly
AUGGCGUGGUUCAUGUUUAUGCAGAUAAAGACUAUAUUAGCUGCUGGGGAAUGCAUGAACUGUAUGUCAUCAUCGCCUUGGUCUUCUGGAACAGAAAUUCAACCUUCAUUUGAUGUUAAAUGCAUGAAUCAAAAGCAUCUGUUGAGGUUCAUAAAGUCAAAGUUAAAAAAGGAACCAGAUGAGGUUGUAAUAUUUCAUGAUGGGACAUAUCUGACCUUAAAAGAGUUUUUUGAGAGCUUGGAUUUAACCGGGUAUGACUUGAAUGUUGAUCUAUUAGAUGUGAAAAUACAUGAACAACAAAAAACAUAUGAGGUUUCUGUUAAAAUUACAGAAUGCUUGUUGCUUUAUGCCCUAACAUCACAUCAACACCUGGUUCUUGCUUGGAAGGAACAAAGGAGCUUGGAACCUGAGUUGGGGACAGUAGAUCUAGGGAUUUUACUUCAUUUUCAGCAGCCUCAAGCCGGAGGAUUUCCAGAGCAGCAGCAGCAGAUAGAGAGUUCCCGCACAGAUCAGCAGCUACUACGAGGUACCUCUUCAGCGAAGGGGAAGGAGUUGGCGCGGUAGCGGCACAUCAUACACACACGCAUUGGUUUUCCGCAUUAUGAGAUGUUCUGGGAUUGUACUAUGACCUUAUUAUUAUUUUUAUGAUUUGGUUUUCAGACACGAUAUAUGUUUUUAUGAAAUGAUAUGAUCGGAUGAUGUUUUAUUACAAAUGUUUCGCAAACCAUUU